GAUUAUUGGCAACGCCGCUUUCGCCCAAAAUGUACGUCACACAUGAAGUUUAAUAAUGAAUAUUUAUUGCUUUGCUGGAUUAAUAACAUUAUUAUUUGCUUUAAAUUAACAGAAAUUGAUUAAUUAAUGUAAUUGACUUCUGUAAGAAAGUAUUGUUAAUGAUUCGGCGUGGUCCAGUGAAAAGUUUGGGGGGCGUAUUGAGGUAAAAAAUGGCACGGGAUUAUGAUCACUUAUUCAAAUUGCUCAUCAUUGGCGAUAGCGGAGUCGGAAAAAGUUCGCUUCUACUUCGAUUUGCCGACAACACCUUCUCCGGUAGUUACAUUACGACGAUAGGUGUCGAUUUUAAGAUACGCACCGUAACAAUAGACGGUCAGCGUAUUAAAUUACAAAUUUGGGACACGGCAGGCCAGGAGCGGUUUCGGACGAUCACGAGCACGUACUAUCGAGGAACGCACGGUGUAAUCGUUGUGUACGACGUGACGAAUGGUGAGUCGUUCGCAAACGUCAAACGAUGGCUGCACGAAAUCGAACAGAAUUGUGACGUCGUCAACCGGAUCUUAGUGGGAAAUAAAAAUGACUGUCCGGAUCGUAAAGUAGUCCUAACGGAGGAUGCGAAGCGAUUCGCAGACACGAUGGGUAUACAGUUAUUCGAAACGUCAGCCAAAGAUAACAUAAACGUUGAGGAAAUGUUUAUAAACGUUACUAGGUUAGUUUUACGAGCGAAGUUAGAAAUGAAAGAGCGACAGAAUGUUACGCAGAACGAUGUCGUUAAUUUAAGGAAGAGUAAUAAGCAGGGCAAAAAAAGAUGCUGUUAAUGUUUUUUUAAAUUUGCUUUCUAUUUU
Molecule: messenger RNA, 842 nt
Organism: Photinus pyralis (common eastern firefly)
Lineage: Eukaryota; Metazoa; Arthropoda; Insecta; Coleoptera; Lampyridae
Product: ras-related protein Rab-35-like
Exons: 3
Coding region: 210-815 (201 amino acids)
Biological process (GO): endocytic recycling
Cellular component (GO): endosome membrane; plasma membrane
Molecular function (GO): GTPase activity; GTP binding
Source: RefSeq, a predicted model, not a curated record